Messenger RNA from Rubroshorea leprosula, 535 nucleotides. The record is from the annotation of a GenBank genome assembly. NCBI's taxonomy places the organism in Eukaryota, Viridiplantae, Streptophyta, Magnoliopsida, Malvales, Dipterocarpaceae.
AAAGUUCGGUUUGAUUGAUGGCAAUCAGGGUUAUCUGCUAUGAGAGGUUCCUAUAUUUGAGCUCGAGCCACCAUUACCGUUUGAUCUUAUGACAUGAUUAGAUGUCACACUUUCCUCAGAUCAAUCACAAGAAAAGGUACUCGCAAGGUUACGUACAAGUCUAGUAUCUCCAAACUCGGCUUUCAUGAUUGGAUCACGAGAUAUGUUGCUUGCCUUGGAAUUGGCACUAAUAAUGAAGCUGACUUUUGGGCAAUAAAGAUUGGACUUGAGUUAGAUGGUUGAUCCGACCUCUCAGUGAGCUACAAACCUAGUAUGUUCGUUAUGAAGGCAAAUGUAUUCCAGAUGGUGCUGAAAUGAAGGAACCCUGACUGUUUUUGAUUUUGUACCUAAUUGUUGUCUGGCUUUAUUUUCCCAUGAUAUAGCUAGAUCUUUUUUGUAUCGAAUUACUUAGUCAGAUUUACUUAUAGUCAGAUUUAAUUUAUGAAGUGCAAUUUCCUUUUUGUACAAAAACAAAAAAUAAAAAACUUGACUUAAU